AUACUCCGCUCAGUGGAGGCAGCUGUAACGUAUACAUAACCAGAGACUCACCGUGUGAUCAGGAAUGGAUAUCGUUGAUGCAUUUAUCUGCAAGUAAAGCCAAAGUUAGACUAAAAGGCAAAGGACAGUUUCCGGGCGCCAGGACCUAAAGAGUGGAGUUCAUAUAAGCGGCGGAGCUUUUGUUGAGUGAUCUAAAACAGAGCCAUGGACCUGCUGGACUGCCCGGUGUGUGAUCUGAUCCUGUGUGAACCUGCGACCCUGUCCUGCGGCCACUCGAUUUGUCGCAGAUGCGUCGGGUACCUCCCGUCCAAAUGCCCUUUAUGCAAGGAGAGACUGAAGCAAAGAGAUACACAAAGCACCAAAAACAACGUGUUGUUGAUCGGCGUAGUUGAAAAGUGCUACCCCCAAGAGACGAGGAUGAAGCGCAGCAUUCAGGAGAAGCUUAGAGCCAACGAAUUCACGGAGGUUUUGAGGAUCGCAGGCGAGGCUAUGUAUUUAGCUCCAGAAGAUCUGUCUUUCAAGCUGUACAGAGCAGAAGCACAUUCAGGGCUGAAACGCUACUCGGAUGCUCUCAGUGACCUGAGUGAUCUCUGCUCCCUCCACCCUAAAUGGAUUGAGGCCUUUCUGCUCAAAGGGAAUACACUGCAGGAAAUGGGCCGUCACACUGAAGCUCUGGCCCAGUUUCACCACUGCCUCACGAUCCGGGCUGACUUUAGCCCCGCCAAGAGCCAGAUUAGAAAGAUACUGACAGCAGAGGGGGUGACGGUGCCGGAAGAGCAGCAGCAUAUUCUGCCCUUUCUGUCCGAGUAUCUGAAAGAAGCCGGAGGCUCCCAGGGGUCCCUGAAUUUGGAUGGGGGGCCGGGCGGCCGUGGGCAGCGCACCGACAGGAGAUCCACGGGUCGGGGUUCCAGGGUGAUGGCCGACAGCGGUACAGAGUGCUGUCUUAGCCUCUGCCAAGCUGUCUCUUUCCUGCCAAAGCCUGAUGAGGACGAUGACACCCUGAUGAUGGUGAGGAAGGACGAUGCUCUGGGGAGAGGUUGUCGUGGUAAAGGGCGAGAGAAGAGCUUUUCUGUACUCUCCGUGAGCGACUUUGAGUGUCCUCUGUGCAUCAGGCUGUUCCACGAGCCAGUCACCACCCCCUGCGGCCACACCUUCUGCAAGAACUGUGUGAAGAGGAGUCUGGACCACAACCUCCGCUGUCCUCUGUGCAAGCAGCCCCUGCAAGAGUAUUUUGAGGAGAGGAAGUUCAGCAGCACGGUGCUACUCCAGGACAUCAUGGCGCACCUCUUCCCCUCCCAGCUGGCUGAGAGGAAACGCAUAGACGACGCAGAGCUGGCUGAACUUUCCAACCUCACCAAGGACAUCCCCAUCUUCGUGUGCACGGUGGCCUACCCCGGCGUGCGCUGCCCGCUGCACAUCUUCGAGCCGCGCUACCGGCUGAUGAUGCGCCGCUGCAUGGAGACGGGCACCAAGAAGUUUGGCAUGUGCAGCUAUGACCACAGCAAGGGGUUCGCGGACUACGGCUGCAUCCUGGAGAUCCAUGCCCUGAAGCUGCUCCCUGACGGUCGCUCCUUCGUGGACGCGCUGGGCAUGAGCCGCUUCAGGGUGCUGAAGAGGGGGCAGAGAGAUGGCUACCAGACGGCCGACAUAGAGUACCUGGAGGACAUCAAGGUGGAAGGGCCCGAGCUGGAUCUGCUGCAGGGUAUCCAUGACGACGUGUACCAGGAGGCCCUGACGUGGUACCAGGGCAUCGGCGAACACAUCCGGGAGCGCAUCAACGGGCAGUACGGGGCCAUGCCCGAGAAGGAGGACAACAUCCAGACGUCUUCAGACGGGCCGGCCUGGUGCUGGUGGGUUCUGUCGGUGCUCCAGCUGGACUCUGCCUACCAGACCACCAUCCUGUCCCUUCCCGCCCUCAAAGACCGUCUUGGACACCUGCGCCGCGCACUCGAGUACUUCUCCCAGAGCUAGCUCGGCCCGCCGCCGCAUGGUCGGAGAGCUAUAAGAUGCCAGGUUAAAUAUGCUAAUUUCCUUCUUUUUUUUUAAGCAUUUCUCUUUUGGACAUGCUCACACCGAUACAUUUCGCUACCUAGAGGCACCACAGUUGCAAUGCUGGGCUACAGAUACUUUUAUUUGUGGACUUUCACAUGCAAAAUAACAUGGAUAUAGGGACUUGUUUGUUUACUUGGUGAGUUGAGGUUUAAGAUUAGCUUGAUCAUUUUGUUUAGUUGAGAUAUUAUUAUAUAUACAAAACGCUGCUCUACAUAUAUUUUAAUGUUGGCACAAGACACACUACUUAUUGUUUUUUUCUAAUGGAGCAGCCCAUUUUAGUUUCCCUGAACAAUUAGAUAUUGAUAAAUAGGCCAAAGACAUGUUUGUUUCAUCUGGCAUUCAUGGUGAAAAAGUGGAUGUUGAUGGAUACCAGCUCCAUUUAAUCGAUAGUUUGGGAAUGCCACUAGGGGGCGUUGUUCUAUAAAGCCAUAAUAUGAUGGCAAAUAGACUACGCCCUAUUACACAGUUCUUAUGCAGACCAAUGGCAGAGCAGUAUGAGGGACCCUGCCCUUAUUACCCACCUUCUUUUUCUUUUAACAGUUUGUCAUCAAAUAAAAAACGUUCACAUCCCCUAAUGACAACCUGAUGAAUAAGAUUAUCUAAUGUGCCUGUUGCGAACAUUAAGUGUUUAUAUUUCAUUAUGAUUCACGCUCAGGGCUGGACUGGCCAAUGGGCAUACCGGGAACUUAAACGUAUCAUUUUGUAAAUGUAUUUCGCUGUCCACACGGCCCCUUAACACCAGCCUCACCGUCGCAGCGCAGCCAUGCCGUAGCCUUCCUAGUUCUCCCAUCGGCCCACAGUCGUUUUGGAUGCUGUCUAAAUAAGGCGGACCAGAUCCGUUGCAUUUCGUCCUUAUCAUAACACAUGGAAGGUUGACAGUGGUGUAAGUAGGUCAUUAAACGUAUAAGAAAUAAAUAUUGGUCAAAUUCUACUUUUAUCACAUUUAUGAAUCCAUCACCAGAACAUUUCUAAAAUUUUGUUUUAUUUCGAUCAACAUGAAUCUCCCGAGUCCGAGAGCACAUGCAGUGAUUCAAAUCUUAGUGGCCCAAGGGUCGCCAACUGCAAAGGCAACCCUGUUCUGUGGGACCGUGGCCGGUUCAGGUUCAGGUCCAGUCUGGCUCCAAAAGUCCCAGGGCUAGUGGUGAGUGCUGAUCAUCCACCAGGUCGCUCAUCCCUCUGUUUGGCCAAAAACGGCUUAAUUUCUAUGUUCAUUUUGUUAUGGUCGGGGUGAGGAUUAGUGGUUAUGAAUAUUGGGAACGGCUGUAAAUAAUGUUUUACUUCAAGUACAGAAAUGAAAACAUAAAUGCCUUCAGCUUGCUGUUGCGACCCCAACGGUAGCCCCAAAAAAACCUGCCGCAACUAAAGCCCUCUCCAAGGUUUCCUGGCAGCCCGGGAUAUAAGAUCAUACGUGAGAGGGGUGUGGGUAAUUGCUGGCCAAAAAAAGACAUGCCCUUCAGACAGAUGCUGCCAAAUUUGCCAAACUGUGUGAUAUGUUUUUUGCAAACUUUAGCAAAGUGGGACACGAGUGCUGAAGAACUUAAUCGGGGCAGGAUCCUCCAGGCACAUCAAAAAACAUGUGCAGAGGAAGAAAAAAACAGGCCUGGCAUUUGGCCUGGACUUGUCCACCUUGAGCUGGGCCGGUCUAAGCCAGAUGCCAGGGCUGUUUUUUUUUUUUCUCCUAGUUCAGCCCUUUUCAUGCUAUCCCAUAUAAAUGCCUGAUCCUGAACUGGGUGGAAUGAUUUUUUUAAAGACAACCUUAUAUCAGCCUAUCCGAGGUGAAUCAUGUAAAACCAGUGCAUGUGCUGCAACAGGUUGAAGACAAGGAGAUGGCUAAAUUAUUAUUAUUAUAUGUUCUGAAUUGUAAGGCACUGAAUGAUGUACGUACACCCAAUGUGUACGCAUACGCUUAGUAUGGUUGAUAUUUUAUGUCAACCAAAUCUAGGCUACCAAAUCGAAUCUAAUGACGGCUGAAAGACAUGGAUGGGAGCUUCUUUAGAUUGACAUGCUACUUAUUUGAUUAUUUUCAUUAUUUAUCUUGUAUACGGCUUCUUAAAGCAGUGUGUUAGACAAGCUUUUGACUAGGUUAUAUUAUGGAGUGGUGAACCAACACUGUCUGAAGAAAAACAGUGGGGACUGGCUAACAACUCGUGUUUGAUAACCCAUUUUUCUUUCUUUUUUUACAAUAUAUGUGCCAUAUAUUCCUUAUAUUCACCUAACUAUUUAUAUGAUAUUGUUUAUGAGCAUAAUCAUGUAACAGUGUUCGGUUCAAAGUGUGUGUGUGUGCGUGUGCGUGCGUGCCUGUGUACAUGCAGCUCCAAUUCAAAACAGUAGUCGGAGCUGCAUCGUAAAUACUCAACAUUGGCAAACCUCACUAUUGUCUUAGUUCAAAGCCAACAUCAGAGUUGGCCGAUGGACAUGGUAUUGCUUUUAUUCAUUGAUCAAUGGAGAAGCCAUGGAACGCAUCUUUUAUUUUAAACAAUUACAGCAAAAGCCCUCUUCUAUCAACCGUAUAUAACCACUUGAAUUACUUGUCACGUAACCAUUGGCUGCCAUUGCAAGGAUAUAACCCAAGUCGUAAAAGGGAUUGACGCUCUUACAUAGUCAACACAGGUUCACUUGGGGUCUCCCUUCAAGAGGGGGAACAGGCCUUUGGAGGGUUCAUCUUUGGGCCGAUAAAACGCACAUAUUCUCAUGGCACUGGUGACUUCAAUCCUCCUCCAGAAUAAAAUUUUUGCACAGUGAAAAGCAAUUUUCACGUUACUUUCUUUUUGUACUUGUUCUGUGCUUUGCAAUGGACUUGUCCAUCUGUCACUCACUUAGUUAAAAUCUUUUUGUAAAAAGUAAUUGUAGUCCAGUCCGGUGAAGCAGAGUAAGAGUUUCUUCCACUGAAGUGUCUAGUUUAAUCAAAGAUUAAUUAAAAGUAGAAACAUUUAUGUCCAUUAUUUAAAUUUAAACUUUUUAAUACCUUUCCAAAUACUUACUUUAAAUAAUUUUCCCUCAUGUUCCCAACGUGUAAUGUGAGCCAAGCGAACCCCUAUCGACUUGUGUUACUAAUUUCGAGCUUUCAAACGUCUAUAUAAUAACAUCAAAUUGGUGUGGUGUCAGGUAUGUGAGACUAAUCAAAGGUGCUAAGCAAAAACAUCAAUGUAUUUGGAAUAAAGGCGCAUAAAGUGAAGAAUAGAUUGAGUCCAGCUUGGGAACACAUGUUGGAUUUCUUGUGCAAGUGCUGGCGGUCUGUUGGUUAAGUCAGUUGGACUCCCAACACAUGUCAGUGAACAGGGAGUCAAAGGCAUUCAGACACAACAGGGGGAACCCUUGCAUUUACUAGUCUGUGUGACUGAGCCAUUCUGAGCCACUGAGCUAUGUUCGUCAUAUUUAGCCUUCUUAAGAUGACAAUGAUUAAUAAGGUGGAUAUUUGUGAUUGUUGUUUAUUUGUCAAUUUUGUUGAUGCUUUUUCUUGUAUCUGUUAUCCCUGUACAAUGUCAAAAAUUUGAAUGUA
Gadus chalcogrammus (walleye pollock) is the source of this 5551-nucleotide messenger RNA. It is a transcript of the gene lonrf4, whose product is annotated as LON peptidase N-terminal domain and ring finger 1. Gene Ontology annotation, molecular function: protein binding. The transcript has 13 exons. The record is from RefSeq and is a predicted model, not a curated record. The coding region runs from base 205 to 1971 and encodes 588 amino acids. NCBI's taxonomy places the organism in Eukaryota, Metazoa, Chordata, Actinopteri, Gadiformes, Gadidae.